CAUUCGCUCUCAGUCUUACUUUACACUUUUGAGACUCCAAUUCCUGAGUUCAGUUACAAACUUGUGAGCAUUGUUACUCUCAUUCUAAUCUGCAGAAUACUCUUACUUUUCCUUGAUAUCACCAUGAACAAAGUGGGUGAAGCUUUUCUGUCUGGUUUCAUCACUGUUCUCCUGGAGAGGUUCAUUUCAGCUGAGACUUACAACUUGGUGGUGGGGAAGAAGCUUGGUCCUGAGUUGGAGAGAAGGCUGAAGACUGCUCUCUUGGCUGCUGAAGCUCUGGUUGCUGACGCCGAGCAGAAGCAGUUUGGUAACCAAUUUGUGAGGAAGUGGCUGGAUGAUCUGAGGGAUGCUGUCUACAAGGCUGAUGACUUGCUGGACCGUUUCUGCAUCAAAGCUGCAACUCAGAAGAAGGUAGGAACUUUCUUGCGUAGCUUCCUCAAUUUUGAAGAAAGGCAGAUGGUCAAUGAGAUAGAAGAGGUGGUUAGAACCAUUGAAGAUCUUGAGAGAUGCAAAGAAAGCCUUGGCCUUGAAAAGAUUCCCUCUGGUAGCUCCUCAUGGAGAGUUCCAUCCACUUCUCUUGCAAGAGGGAAUGUGUAUGGCAGGGAGGAUGACCAGAAGGCCUUAGUCCAGAUGCUGAAUGACAACAAAGAGCAUCACCUCUCUGUGAUCUCUAUUGUUGGCAUUGGUGGGGUUGGUAAAACAACUUUAGCCCAAUGGGUGUACAACUUCAUGAAGGGAUUUGAUCUGAAGGCAUGGGUUUGUGUUUCAGAAAAUUUUGAUAUUGUUGAGAUUACAAGGAAUGUCAUGAAGGGGAUCCUUGGAGGUACUUGUAGUCUCGACGAUUUCAAUUCACUUCAACAUUCUUUGAAAGAAAAAUUGUUGAAUAAGAAGUUCUUUGUUGUCUUGGAUGAUGUUUGGAGUAAUGAUCAACAUCAAUGGAGAAAUUUUAUAACCCCUUUUCAAUACGGGGCUAAGGGAAGUACUAUUCUUCUCACUACUCGCAAGGAAAAUGUUGGUUUAGUUGCUCAAACAAAUUAUCAACCUCUCGUCCUCAACACGUUGUCAGAAGAUCAAUGUUGGUCGGUGUUUGCAUCUAGUGCAUCUUUUCCAGAAUCAAAUGGGAGCCCUGCACUUGAAGAAAUAGGCAAAAAGAUAGCUAAGAAGUGUGAUGGUCUGCCAUUAGCAGCAGAAACACUUGGUUGCUUGUGCAGAAACCAUGACGCUGAGGAGUGGGGGGAAAUAUUAAAGAGUGAUAUUUGGGAGUUUUCUACGAAUGACAGUAAGAUAAUCCCAGCAUUAUUAAUAAGCUACUAUCAUCUCCCUCCAUAUUUGAAACGUUGUUUUGUUUAUUGCUCAUUGUUUCCCAAAGAUUAUCAAUUUGAGAAAGACGAAUUAAUCUUGUUGUGGAUGGCAGAAGAUCUAUUACGGGUAUCAAAUAGAAGAGAGACUUUAGAAGAAGUUGGUAGCAAAUAUUUUGACGAUUUAGCUUCUAGAUUAAUUUUUAAAAAGCAUCACCAUGACUAUUUUGUGAUGCAUGAUCUCUUACAUGACUUGGCAAUAUUCCUUGCUGGAGAUUUCUACUGUAGAUUAGAUGAACUUGGUGAAGAAGAGGUGUUGAGGAGUCUUACUCGUCAUUUGAAAUCUGGAAAAUUUUCAGUCUCAAAAACUUUUAAUUCCAUUGUUACACUGGAAUCUUUGAGGACAUCCUUGUAUGUCAACGAUUUGUUUAGCAUGGAAAGCAUAGCAUCAAAGUUUAAAUACUUGCGAGUUUUAUCAUUUACAAAACUUGAUGUGGUGCCUAAUUCAAUAGGAGAAUUGAUCCAUCUGCGCUACUUGGACCUCUCUUGGACUUAUAUUAAGACGUUGCCAGAGUCUUUGUGCAGCUUGUGUAAUUUGCAAACACUGAAAUUGUAUUAUUGUCGUAAGCUAGCUACGCUGCCUAGUGGUUUGCAUAAUCUUGUGAGUUUGCGGCAUCUUGAUAUUAGAGGAACUUCUUUGGAAGAAAUGCCCGGAAAAAUGAGCAAAUUGAAUCAAUUGCACAUUCUAAGUUACUUUGUUGUUGGCAAGUACGAAGACAAUGGAAUCCAGGAGUUAGGAGGGCUGGUAAAUCUUCAUGGAUCCGUUGAGAUUAAGAAGUUGGAGAAUAUUGUUGAUGUGAAAGAAGCAAUGAGGGCAAAGAUAAUGGAUAAGAAGCACAUUGAUGAAUUAUGUUUGGAAUGGUCUUCAGGUGAUGAUUUGGUUUCAAGUACACAAAAAGAAAGAGACAUCCUCGAUAAGUUGCAACCGCGCAGUGGGUUGAAAGUGUUGAGAAUAUGGGGAUACAAGGGUACAAUAUUUCCAGAUUGGUUGGGGAACUGUUCCUACGAAAACAUGACACGUGUAUCUCUAAAGUCUUGCAAGAAUUGCUGCAUGCUGCCUUCACUUGGACAGCUGCCAUCUCUCAAGUUGCUGCGCAUUCGAGGUUUCGGUCAGCUGAGGAGUAUUGGCGAGGAGUUUUACAAGAAUGAAGGAGAUCAUCAUUCUUCGCGUAUUGCACCGUUUCCCUCACUGGAGACUUUGGAGUUUGAUAACAUGGCAUGUUGGGAGGUGUGGCACGUGUCUGAAUCGGAAACUUUUCCUCAACUUAGGAAGCUUCAAAUAACAAAUUGCCCAAUGUUGAAGGAAGAGAUGCUUAAUCAGGUAUUCUUCAGAAUAGUUUCUUCUUUGUCGGAUGUUUCCAAAGUUCGCAAACUACUUAUAGGUGACCACAUAAGACGGCACACCGAGGCCAUGUUUCUUGAUGGGGAUACUUUAACAAUUAGGGGAAGUGAAUCUGUGAUGGAGUCUGCAUUUAAGGCAAUGAUCAGCAUCAACCAUCUACGUUGCCUCCAACAAAUACACAUCUUGAGGUGUAGAAAACUAGAAUUCCCCCAGCUACAGCCGCACAAGUAUCAUUUGGUUGAGCUACAAAUUCAUGACAGCUGUGAUUCACUGACCUCCUUGUCGUUGGAUGUCUUUCCCAAUCUCAAGAAUCUCCAGAUAGAUAGGUGUAGGAAUCUGGAAUCAGUGUCAAUGUCAGAGGCACCACACGCUGCUCUUCAACGUCUCUCCAUCAGUGGAUGCUCCAAAUUAGUGUCAUUUGCAGGAGAAGGACUGGAUGCACCCAAAUUGACUCAUCUUCAAGUCAGCUUCUGCUCAAAGUUGAAGGCAUUACCACGUGACAUGAAGAGUCCACUUCCAAGUUUACACUCUCUCAAGAUAAAGGGUUGCCCAAACAUAUGCAGGUUGGGAGAGGGUGGUUUGCCGCCUAACUUGAAAUCACUUGAAGUGGGAAUUUGCGAACAACAAAUGAGGGAUCUAUCAUGGAUGGGCAACUUGCACGCCCUCACUCAUCUCACAAUUUAUGGUUAUGGGUGUAAGAACAUAAAGUCAUACCCAGAGGUGGGUUCGCUGCCUCACCUUCCCUCCCUUACCACUCUUGAGAUAUGGCACUUCCAUAAUCUGGAGACAUUGGAGUGCAACGAGCUUCUCCGCCUCACCUCCCUUCAACAACUACACAUUUCAUUCUGCAACAAGCUGAAGGAUAUGGAAGGAGAAAAGCUGCCUACCUCUCUCUUGCUACUUCAACUUACAAGGUGUGGUUUGCUGGGAGAACACUCCAAGAACAAGCAUCAACUGAUCUGGCCCAAAAUUUCCCACAUCCCCACCAUUAAAUUUUCUGAAUAG
Molecule: messenger RNA, 3705 nt
Organism: Arachis duranensis
Lineage: Eukaryota; Viridiplantae; Streptophyta; Magnoliopsida; Fabales; Fabaceae
Product: putative disease resistance protein At3g14460
Exons: 1
Coding region: 124-3705 (1193 amino acids)
Biological process (GO): defense response to other organism
Molecular function (GO): ADP binding
Source: RefSeq, a predicted model, not a curated record